This is a messenger RNA of Siniperca chuatsi (mandarin fish), 857 nucleotides long. RefSeq names its product mannosidase beta like (gene manbal). Gene Ontology annotation, cellular component: membrane. The record is from RefSeq and is a predicted model, not a curated record. The coding region runs from base 196 to 456 and encodes 86 amino acids. The transcript is spliced from 3 exons. NCBI's taxonomy places the organism in Eukaryota, Metazoa, Chordata, Actinopteri, Centrarchiformes, Sinipercidae.
CGGAUCACAAAUUUGUGACGUCACUUCCGAUACGCGGAUGUUGUUUUUUUUUCUCCUUUUGUAAGCUAAAGUAGUAUAUUUCCUUGCUCGUGUUUCACAGCUUUCCUAUUCUUUUGCUCUGACUUUGAUGGAAAAGAAGAGUGAAGUAUUCCCGCUACUGAAGAAUAACAGACCAAACAGUCAAUCAGCAGCAUCAUGUCUGCAGAACUGGACCUGUCCCCCCCAGAGGUCCCUGAGCCCACCUUUCCAGAGAGCCUACUGCGCUAUGGGCUGUUUCUGGGUGCAAUCUUCCAGCUCAUCUGCAUCCUGGCCGUCAUCUUCCCCACAUCCAAGGGACAUGAGCAGGAGGAGACUGAGUCCACUGAUGGCAAGGCCACUGAACAGAUGAAGAAACCUAAAGGACCAGGACCUCAGAUUCGACAGAAACCAAAGAAAGAGAGCAAAAAGAAGCGAUAGAUAGCUGUGUGUGUGGGUGUGCAUGUGUGUGUGUGUGUGUGUACAUGUGUGUUACCUGCUUGUGUGAAUGUGUGUGUGUAGUCAUCAGUGAGUCAAUAUUGGCAGUUACUAAUACAGUUAUCACUACAUGUAUAUGAAACACUAAUGUCAUAUUACAACAAUAAAACUAUGAUGUCCAUUUAAUUUGAGACACUUCAGAAUGACCUUGAACCGUGUGUCCUAUUCACAUUCAACACCGUAUUACAAAGAGCAAAUUGUCAUGGUGUUUGCUGAUUGUUUAUGCAGCUACACAUUUUAUUGGGUAUAUUUGUUUUGCAUUCAUUUUCUUUUAUAAUUGAAUAUCAUUGAUUGAGUUGUAUUUGGAUUACAACAGACAAAUAAAUACAUUGUGUAGUCAUUCA